Salvelinus fontinalis (brook trout) is the source of this 2870-nucleotide messenger RNA. RefSeq names its product BLOC-1-related complex subunit 5-like. Gene Ontology annotation, biological process: positive regulation of anterograde synaptic vesicle transport; lysosome localization; organelle transport along microtubule. The record is from RefSeq and is a predicted model, not a curated record. Lineage: Eukaryota; Metazoa; Chordata; Actinopteri; Salmoniformes; Salmonidae. Bases 1316 to 1909 code for a protein of 197 amino acids. Gene Ontology annotation, cellular component: BORC complex; cytoplasmic side of lysosomal membrane; synaptic vesicle membrane. The transcript has 4 exons.
UAAAUCCCACCAAAGAAGGAGAGCAUGCUGGGGAAAGUGAAGGCUGUGAGGAUCACGACAGGCGGGCAUGUUUAGAUUGUUUUGGACCAGAAGGAAGGUGCGUUGCGUCUCCCCCGAUUUGAUGAGUCGUGUGUGUCUCCUUGGAACAGGGCACCACUCUGGUGUCUCGUGGGAAGUCGAUUUUGAAGAGAUUAAAAAUAUUUCUGGAGAAAUUGAUGCACGUCGGAUGAAUCGUGUGGCGAAUGGUGAAAAAGUGAAGAGUAACGUUAUCUGUUCAUUUAUCCCAAGACCAAUGCAGUGUGAUCAUUGUAAAGUUGUUGGUCAUGUUUCAAGUGUUUUUAGAAAGGAGAUGUCCAAGUUGUGGAAAAUAUAAUGUAAUGUUUUUUAAAAGUGAGGAAAAUGUGACAUUUUGCAAUUGUGGUGGGAACCAUGAAGCUACGUGUUAUGAUUCCCCAACAUGGGUGAAAGAGAAUAAGGUGGCCAAAGCAUAUCAUAUGCAGCAACUGUUAAAGGGUUGGGGGUUGAAUGGUGCACUUGAUUAGUCCAUGGUGGUGGAUAGGCCUAAACUGCAGGCUGCAGGGGUUGCCUUUCACCAGCAGGAUUGUGACAUUUUAAAGGUUAGGAAGGUGGACUUGGUGGCCUUUAUAGCUAUGGUGAUAACUGGCACUGCCAAGGUGGAGAGAAGGUCCAGGAAGAUAGAAAUCAUUGUGGAAGCGGUUCCUCGUGAAAGAUUUUUCGCGACGGAGUUACAUGGAAUAUUGUCACAAGCCUUAUCACCCUCUUGAGAAGGGAGAUAUGGACACUUGGAAAAAGUAGGAGUUUUAUUUUGUCGGAUUCUUUUAGUUUUCCUAUCACCUAUGGAUUUUCUUUUUACCUUGUUUUGGUUUCAACCCGUCCAGAUGGUGGCGGCAAUACACCUUUUUGGGUUGUAGUCCGCCAUAAAACCCACAGAAGAAACAUCGUUUGUGCUGCUGGCAGACUACUAGUGAAGAAGAGAACGUUUGUUUGUUUACAGAAGUAGCUAGCUCGGAAAUGCUAGUUGUCUUUUAAGUUUGUUAGCAUAAUUUACUUAAAUAUUGUUUUGCUAAAUCAUGAUAGCAUCAUGAUGGUAAAGAUUUCAUAGAAAUCAGACGCGGUCUAUUAGAGCAAGAAAAACCAAACUAAGCUAAGAGAUGUGCUAGCUAAGUUAGCUAGCGGAGCUUGUUUAUCAUUCAACCGUCUGUUUGCGUGGUACAGCUAACGUUAGCUUGAUAACUAACUGUUUGGAUUUAGGUCUCCUGAGGUGGUGAAUUGAAGCCACAGGAUAACCGACACGAUGGGGGCCGAGCAAAGUGGUGAUUCUGAGCACAAGCACUCUGACUACAGCACCUCGGUGGUGCCCUCACCAGCAAAGCAGAAGGCUAAAAUGGAUGACAUUGUGGUGGUGGCCCAGGGGACACAGUCAUUGCGCAACAUCCACAAUGACCCUGAUGUCAUCAAGCUUCAGGAAAUCCCAACUUUUCAGCCAUUGUUGAAAGGUGUGCUGAGUGGCCAGACAUCCCCCAGCAGUGUGUGUCUGGAGCGGCUGGACUAUGCCCAGGUGCUGCAGCUCUGCAUCCGCUAUCAGGACCACCUACGCCAGUGUUCUGAGGCCGUGGCCUUCGACCAGAACGCCCUGGUCAAGAGGAUCAAAGAGAUGGACCUAUCGGUGGAGACUUUGUUCAGCAUCAUGCAGGACCGCCAGAAGCGCUACGCCAAGUACGCUGAGCAGAUCCAGAAGGUGAACGAGAUGUCCAUGAUCUUGCGGCGUAUCCAGAUGGGCAUCGACCAGACCAUCCCUCUGAUGGAGAGGCUCAACAACCUGCUGCCGGAGAGCGAACGCCUGGAGCCCUUCGGCAUGUUGCCGGAGGGGGACGCUGCAGCCAAGUAAUAGUAGUAGCAGCAUUGCCUGAGUACGCUGAUACACUCACUGUCAUGGACCUCUAGUCUUACCUCCCAUGCCCCUGCCAACCACCACUCCAGAGAGACUUCUGAAAGCACUUUAUUGAAUCAUUUAGAGAAAGAGAGAGGGAGGGAGCGAGCAAAAGAAAGAGAACGCUGCCCCACCAGCUCCCCAAGCCAUCUUGAACCCUUCACGUCCACAAUUCACCAUCCCACCAGGCCUGGACAUUUAGCUCAGCCCCUCACCAUAAGCCAUACACACGUCCCACCAAAUCCAGCAGAAGCAGUGGGGUACAGGGACAGCUGCACCCCACACUGGGGUUUACAUGUCAGUGAGUGUUAACCACCUUCAGUCAAGGAAUUGGAAGACUGCAAAACAGAAGUUGACUUGAUGAUGCACUGAAGGGAAACUUCUUGGAUUACUGGUACUUUGAGGACACCACACGAAGUGUGGUGACAAAAUGACUUCCAAAAAUGACUUCAUCUCUAGAAGUAAUAUUGGUCAAAGAUGAGCUCAGAAGACUCCCAUAAAAGAAGCUAACUUAUUAGCUUAUUAGCCAAUAAGCUUUAGCUUGUUAUUCAGCUCUGGCAACUGACCUAUAGAUUCUGUGUUGCACUGUGCAGCAUGUGAGAAACCUAGUAGUCUCAAAUGUGGCAUAUUGUGCAAAUUAGGCCUACACAUAGGUACAGCUUUGUGGAAGAUCAUUUAUGGAUAUCACUUCAAACCAUCGAUAGUAAUCUGUGUGAAUUUUGUGAAAGUUAUGUGUGUUAGACGCUUGAAUAGUUUUGUUUCUCUGUGAGUUUCAAAUGAUUUACCUAACGACGGCGUUUUAUUUGGGAAAGAAAGAAAAAAAAAAAAUAGGAAUUUGAAUCAUUUGAAUUUCUUUCCAAAUGUAUAAAGGUGCUUAUACUGUUCUGUUUACUAAAGAAUCAGAUACUUAUCCUCUCAA